AUGGAGGAUGCAGACCUAAAUAAUAACAUCGACGAACAGUCACAAGCUGUCGAUGGCUUGGAUCAUGACAAGGUUGGGGACAGAGGUAUCAGGAAUGACCAGAUUCAUCUCGAUCCUAGCCGUUGGUGGUUUGCGUCAGCCGCAUUUCCCAUGAUAGCUGGUACCCUAGGUCCCGUGGCUUCAGCCUUCAGUAUCUGUUCGCUUGUCAAAUAUUGGAGGCAGCAUAUUCCUCCAGGGUCUGACGUUACUAAAGCAGUGUAUGUUAAGGACCCUCUAUGGCUAACAGUAGUGAAUGCCGUCCAACUAGCUCUAGCUAUAAUUGCGAACGUGUUUCUCCUGUUGAACAUGACGAAGAGGGUGCGGUUUUCGAUUGCGCAACCUAUAACGAUAGCUGGUUGGUACAUAUCAGCAAUAUGUCUCAUAGCCCUGUGCGCUACAGCAUCCGGACCGUUAGAUCUACAACCGCAGAUUGAAUACGUCUGGUCUCAAGCUUUUUAUUACGGCUUGUUUGCAGCUAUCAUCUACUUCAUAGUUGCCUCUCUUAUGGUUAUCACGGUCUGGGGUGCUCAAACCGGGCACUACGGCAAGGACUUUGAGUUGACAACUAGCCAGAGGACUUUGAUGCUUCAGACCAUCCUCUUCCUCGUAUACCUACUCUUAGGUGCUUUUGUCUUCUCCAAGAUCGAGGGCUGGAACUACCUUGAUUCUAUAUAUUGGGCGGACGUCACUCUCUUCACAGUUGGCUUCGGGGAACUAUCCCCACAGACUAGUCUUGGACGUGGUCUUCUCGUUCCAUACGCGCUGAUUGGUGUUAUCAGCCUUGGUUUGGUAAUUGGGUCUAUCCGGAGCUUGAUUCUUGAUCGCGGCAAGCAUAGGCUCGACGCGCGCAUGUUGGAGAGGCAACGACAGCUACUAAUACGGCGCGUCUUGCGGAAAGGACAUGGUGGUGUUCUUGAGCCGAUCGACGAUGGAGCUUCAGACGCUCUCCCUUCGAAUGCUCGCUGGACAGAGUUUGAGCGCCGUCGGAAAGAAUUUCAACUCAUGCGCAAGGUUCAACGACAGUCUUUCAUGUCAAGGACUUCUGUUCUUUCUCCUGAUAUAGCAUCAAAAAGAGAAAGAUGGACCGCUAUGACAGUAUCAUUUAUUACUUGGUUGCUGCUCUGGCUCAUAGGUGCCAAGAUUUUUCAAGAGUGCGAAUACCCCUAUCAAGGAUGGUCCUACUUCGACGGUUUUUAUUUCUCAUUCACAGCAUUAACAACAAUCGGGUAUGGUGACCUCACCCCAGUGUCGAACUCAGCCAAGGCCUUCUUUGUAUUCUGGUCCCUGCUCGCCUUGCCCACUAUGACUGUCCUGAUAUCAAACGCGGGGGACACGAUCGUGAAGGGCAUUAAAGAUGGUACCCUUCUACUCGGAAACCUCACAAUCUUACCCGGAGAACAUGGCUUCAAGAAAGAAAUGAAGCAGUUGCUGUCAAAACUGUCCUGUGGCGUGCUGUUUAUGGACGACGAUAUCGAAGAAUCCCCCCCGGGCUUCUUAGGAGCGGCGAAUGAGCAGCACACAGACGAGGAGGAGGAGGGUGAUGGGGAAGAUGAAGAAGGGGCUUCUAAUUCAACUGAUAUAAACAAUGCAGAAAGCAACCGGAGGGCCCAGAAAGACGCUGAAAACGGAGAAUCACAACCAACGUCACCGCCGCCAAACACUUCAACCAAACAAACUCCUAAUAAUAGACCACAACCUACACCCAAAUCUCGACCCUCCAAAAACCCAAAGACGAAGUCACCAAGACGCUCCGCUUCUAUAGCUCGUGAAAGCCUACCCACCGAACUCCCCAAAUCCCGCGCCGAAUACCACCUCGUCCUAAUCGACGAGAUAUCCCGCGUGACUAAGCACCUGCGGCACUCGCCGCCGCGCAUGUACACCUUUAAGGAGUGGGCAUGGUAUCUCCGACUCAUCGGCGAGGACGAGAGCAGCGCCGAGAACCACCGCCGACCCGAGCACCAGCCGCCGGAGGGACGCCACGGCAGACCUUCUCGCACCCUUGCGGAUCGGCUGCGCGGGGAAUCCGCCACCUCUGUGAAUGGAGAUAAUAAUUCAACAUCCAGAGACGACGAAGAUAAAAAUAGCAACUACAAAAAGAACGGCGAAGAAGCGAGUACUGCUGUAGAUAUACCGAAGUGGAGCUGGAUCGGACACCGAAGCCCGCUCCUAGAUACCCGGGAGGAAGCGGAGUGGAUUCUAGACAAGCUAGAGCAGAAGCUUAGAGAAGAGUUGCAGGCCGUCGUUAGGGAAGGCGGGUCAGGCCAAGAUGCGCUGAGAAGAGUCGAAGAGGAAGAGCGGCAGAAGGAGCAGAAGAAGGCUUCGGGUUACUACUAACCCACCCACCCGGUCGAGCUUGAAUAACAGGUACCUAAUAUAAGCAAAGGAAAGAGUAUAUACCCAUGCAUUAUACAUAGUAAUGAACAAGUACGAAUAAACGAAAGUCGUGUCAAUUUUUUGCUAAUGUGUAAUAAUAUAAAGAGGCGAUCUUUCUAAAUAAGAGGUAGUAACGGCGUUUUCGUCAUCACCAUAGCCUUGGCUGUUCUCAAUUCCAUAAGUGAUAUCCGCCCUGUAUCCGAUGUAUUGUUAUUCUUGUCGGCCAGGGGAAAAGGAGGGAGUACAUCAUGUCCUCAAAAAAAAACUACUUGCAAUUGUUAUGCCACCCCAAACAUUUCUCCCGGCCCCUUCUAGAACAGAUGGCCGUCCCUCCUGUCCACUUUGUUGUAAAAUUUAACGUCUAAAGAGUAGUAAAAACAUCAACCCAGCAUGUGCGUAAGUGCUCGUUUCCCCCCACCUUUCAUUCAUUUUCAGGUGUGAGCUCGGGUUAGGUUAGAUAUGUUCGGGAAGUUCAUUGCCUU
Messenger RNA from Daldinia loculata, 2894 nucleotides. Its product is annotated as voltage-gated potassium channel. Lineage: Eukaryota; Fungi; Ascomycota; Sordariomycetes; Xylariales; Hypoxylaceae. The transcript has 5 exons. Gene Ontology annotation, cellular component: membrane. Gene Ontology annotation, biological process: stabilization of membrane potential; potassium ion transmembrane transport. Gene Ontology annotation, molecular function: potassium ion leak channel activity. The coding region runs from base 1 to 2373 and encodes 790 amino acids. The record is from RefSeq and is a predicted model, not a curated record.